AUGCAGAUCGUCCACCGGCACGUCCCGCCGCACUCGUGGUACGUCCUCGCCGUCUUUUACGCCGUCGCUUCGAUCAUCGAGGGCGUUGGCCUCUGGGUCAAGCACCCCAUCGCCGCCUCGGCCCUCCUCGUCGACCACAGCGGCGGCGAUGAGAGCAAUGUCGAGGGUGACGACGUCCACGAUGCGCGCACCGGCGACGUCCCACCCGUCUCAGGCCGCGCCGUCCACCGCAGGAUCUCCGACCUUUUCGCGCGGUGGAGCGCGCCGGUGGUGACGACAAUCGCGCCAAGCUGCGGCUUUGCCAGCGAGUUUGCCCUCGCGCUCUUCCUGGCCGCCGCCGAUCUUGCCGACGGCGACGUCCUGCUCAUCCUGCCUUCGAUCGUCGUUGAGCCCCCACCGUUCCCUUGCGUGUUUCUGGCCAAUACAAGCGGCACCGCAGCCAGAGCCGAGAGAUAG
Molecule: messenger RNA, 456 nt
Organism: Thecamonas trahens ATCC 50062
Lineage: Eukaryota; Apusomonadida; Apusomonadidae
Exons: 2
Coding region: 1-456 (151 amino acids)
Source: RefSeq, a predicted model, not a curated record